AUGGUCGUGGAGUCCAUUUCACGUCUUGAUAACAAUCGCGGAACGCGUCUUGGUCUAGUGGAUGGCUUCAUGAAAAACCAUCUCAAGGGAUAUAUCAACAUGCUCGACAAAAACGACCUACGUGACACCCGAGUGUUCAAACUGACGGUUUGGGACCCUAACAACCGCUCUACUGGAAGGCCUUGCUUCGAGGUGGGGAACCUGUACAAGUUCAGGAAAAUCCAUUCGCUGUCAUUUUACCACGAGUUGCUGCAGGGAUGCCUGCAGUCUGUCGCUGCUACGAAACCUGGCCUCAUCGAAAAAUUUCCUGACUUUGACUCUGGAAAGCGCGCGCUUGGCCGAUCAAGGUGGCUCUCAUGA
Molecule: messenger RNA, 360 nt
Organism: Phytophthora nicotianae INRA-310
Lineage: Eukaryota; Oomycota; Peronosporomycetes; Peronosporales; Peronosporaceae
Exons: 1
Coding region: 1-360 (119 amino acids)
Source: RefSeq, a predicted model, not a curated record